Molecule: messenger RNA, 1177 nt
Organism: Phialemonium atrogriseum
Lineage: Eukaryota; Fungi; Ascomycota; Sordariomycetes; Cephalothecales; Cephalothecaceae
Exons: 1
Coding region: 153-683 (176 amino acids)
Source: RefSeq, a predicted model, not a curated record
CCAUGACACAUAUCAUGAACUACCCCUCCCGCCUGACGACCUGUUGACAUAUUUCCGCGGAGGCGCUCGCUUUAAAAUGAAACGCGCUCUUCGAUCAGAUGUUCACGGAAACCACCCUCUUCUCUCUGACUGAUUCACGACAUUAAGAAGAAAUGCCCACACUCACCCGAAUCCAUUUCUAUUUCCAUUUCCCUCGGGCAACCAGUCCAAGAGCACUCAGCUCCAGACUCGGAACAGUCCACUACCAUCCUGGGCGCAUCUGCGCGCUCCACAGCUCCUCGCGCCUCCACAAAACCCUCGACCCCAUCUCCAGCACCGAGCCCUCCACCCUCGGGGACCACCUAAGCGCCCAGCAAUGGCUAAAAUGGCAGCACUGCCACACCCAGGACGUACGGCUCGCACCACGAGCCACGCACGCCCAAGUUGCGGCGGAACAGGUCCCCCUCCGCGCCGCCUACGCGGCCUCGGACGAUAAUAUAACCCGCCGUAGAUCGCCCACCGAGAGCGAGGAGGACGUCGUGGCCGACAGGUCCGACGACGACCCGUUGCCCCCCGGGGCGCACCAUACCAUCCGCCUGCCCGCCGGCGAGGCGGCGCCGCGGCCUACCGAGUCGGAGGAGGAUGUCGCGGCUGAUAGGUCCGAGGAUAAUCCGUUGCCGCCGGGGGUGCGGGGGCCGGUGUGAGUUGGGGAGGUGGCGGGGAUUGGUCUGCUGUAUCUGUUUGUUCAACGCCGCUGGGUCAAUGGCAGCAGCGUUGGGUUUCGCAAACUUGACCGGGUUGGACUGAUGGAGCUAGGUUUUUGGCCAUAUAUUGGAUAUAAUCGACAAGUGUUAAUAAUCUCACCGCUGGAAAGGAGUUGAGCCUUCAAUCCUUGCUGCUGGGGUUAUGCGUAUCAACUCAUUUCUCAGCCCAUGGUUACAAGUCCAAAAUCCCCUUACAAUUAACCUGCAGGAUAUGUGAGUUGGUAAAGACCGAAUGAAGUAUAUACAUGGUGAGGUUGUUCACUCAGAGCCAAUCACCAAAAUAAAUGCAACGGGUGGCUUGAGGGGGAAUCAUGGCGAUGUUGCUUCCUCCGUCUUCAUACGCCUCUGAUAUCUCACCUCUCGCACUUGGCUACAUGCAGGUAGAAUAAAAGACAAAACAACAGCUGCCUUGCUAAAGCUUACGAAGAGAAUCC